AUGUUUGCACUGCAGGCCGCCUGCCCGGAGCGGCUAGACAGCAAGCGGCUGCUCUUUUUGGAUGUUGAUGGCGUCUUACAUCCGCUGAAGGUUCGAUUGAUGGGGCAGCAGCAGCUUGACACGAGCCAUUGCUUUAAUCCCGGGUGUAUGGACGAACUACGCAGAGUCAUCCUGCAAAGUGGGGCAGAUCUUGUGGUCACUUCAUCAUGGCGACAGUUUGAAACUGCUCGCAACGUGCUGGCGAAAAACUUGGGACAUUAUGGUCUUCGCGUGAAGGACUGGACAACUACUGCAGGUGGUGAAUCCAAUGAAGCACGAGUUGAUCAGAUCCUGUCAUAUGUCACGGCAUUGGACUUGGAAGCCUGGGCAGUUGUGGAUGAUGAAGACCUGGCGCCUGAAGCUCUGCAAUCCUCAGAAGGCAUGAUGAAGAUGCUCUUCCGACAGCACUUUGUUCGGACAGAUUCUUCCAAGGGCUUGGACAAAUCUUCUGCAGAUUCCCUUAUCCAGUUGUUGAAUGACGAGGAAAAUGUUUGA
Molecule: messenger RNA, 534 nt
Organism: Cladocopium goreaui
Lineage: Eukaryota; Dinophyceae; Suessiales; Symbiodiniaceae
Source: the annotation of a GenBank genome assembly